AUGACUCAUAUGGUCGUGUGUUCUGGUCCCGUUAUUUAUAUAGUUUUGAUUCUCCUGGCCACCACCAACAACAUCAACGGCAGUUCCGAGGGUGACAAUACUAGUAUAUCUAACGUCACCACCGACGCACCAACAAGUGAGAAAAUACCUCUGGUGUUUAUGGGGCUGAUGUCGUGGAAAGUGCAACAGGGGUGGAAUGGUGGAGGAGUGGUACCCGCGAUUGAAAUGGCUUUAAGUGAUGUUAACAGUAGAACUGAUAUAUUAGCCGGCUAUGAACUCAAGGUGGUAUGGGGCGACGAUCAGUGCAUACCGGGGAAAUCGGUUCGAUUGUUAUUCGAACAAAUUACCAAUAAACCUGUGAAGAUAAUGAUACUAGGAGCUGGUUGUUCUACGACAGCUCAGGCAUUCGCGGGUACGGCUCCUUAUUUCAACUUGAUACAGGUAGGGGCUUCAGAAAGCUCGCCUAAAUUAUCCAACAUUGUGGACUAUCCAUCGUUUAUUCGCCUCACUGGACCUGAUACCAUAUAUAAUGAAGUACGUAUUGCGAUCAUCAACUAUUAUGGAUGGAAAAGAGUGGCUACCAUAUAUCACAAUAUGGAUUUCUUUGCUGUGCUGAAUGCAGACCUGGUAGACAAGCUAGGACAGAACAAUAUUACUAUCAUAACUGCCGAUACGUUCAUGGAUGAAGCAUCGAAUCAAGUCCGCAACAUGAUAAAUAAGGACGCUAGGAUCAUUAUAGUGGAUGCCUACGAACCGCAGGGGAAGCAAGUACUAUGUGAGGCACAUAAACAAGGACUAUACGGGGGACAAUACGUAUGGUUCCUGAUUGGUUGGUAUAACGUGGAGCAAUGGCGUAAUGAGACUGAUACCGGGACUGACUGCACAUACAAUGAACUCUACGAUGUUAUCGAAGGCUCGUUUAUCCCCGAUAAAAUUCGAUUCGACGAAUCUGGCAAACCUGGAGUAUCAGGAAUGACGUUUAAAGAGUUUGAAGAACGAUACAAAGCGUGGCCGUCCUACGAAAUGUAUGGCCCUAAUAUUGCCUUUGCUUCCGGAUACGAUACCGCAUGGGCGGCAGCCUUGACCCUCAAUAAGACAUCUCAAAUCUUGGCAGCACAGAAUUUUCUGCCAAACAGUUCGUACUAUCAAAAAUCGUUGGAGAAUUUUACAUAUGGUGACACUGAAAUGGCAGACACUUUUUAUCGAAUUAUGAAGAAUCUAAAGUUCCGUGGAGUAUCGGGAGAAGUACGAUUCGAUGACGUGGGGGAUAGACGAUUGUCUCAUUCUGUCUCGCAGAUAAGGGACGGCCGACUAGUUCGUGUUGGAACAUGGCAUUCAGACAGAGAACUAAGUUUGCAGUUCCAUCCGGAUAAUCCUGUCAUAUGGUCAGAUGGUGGCGUACCCGUAGACGGACUGACCUAUAUGGUGCGAUUACACUACGUGCCCGUUACAGAAUACGCUAUUUUCUGCGGCAUCGCCAUUACUUGUAUGAUACUUGCCGUCGGUUUUCUCUACUUCAACGUUGCGCACAUGACUCAUCCAUACAUUAAAAUGUCUUCUCCUCGUCUCAACAAUUUAAUUAUAUUUGGAUGCAUUCUGGCGUAUUUUUCAAUUGUUCUGUUUGGUCUGGACACCCGUGCUGUGUCCAUUGAUCGUUAUCAUAUUAUCUGUUCAGUUCAAGUCUGGUGCCUGUCGUUUGCCUUCACGUGUGCUUUUGGUUCGAUGUUUGCAAAGACUUGGCGUGUGCAUUUUCUAUGGACAAGAGGACGAAAGGGUCAACGAAUUGAGAUUCGGGACAGCCACUUAUUUGUUAUGGUUGCAGUGUUUCUAUGCAUUGAUGCUGUGAUCUUGGCUUUGUGGCAGAUAUUUGAUCCUCUGAAUGCCGUUACUACUGAUACCGACGAAGUGGAGACUAUGAACGUGGUUACACAAUACCGUCUAUUGUACUGCGACUCUAACUAUCGCUUCUACUGGAUGGGCGCCAUCUACGUCGCAAAAGGGUUACAACUGGUAUUUGGUUGUUUUUUAUCCUAUGAGACGAGAAACGUCUCGAUACAAGGAUUAAACGAUUCUCGGUACAUUGGUUUGUCUGUUUAUAACGUGGUCGUGCUGUGCAUAAUGGGAGUCACAGUUUCAUUCGCCUUGCAAAACCGCCCAGAUAUUGCCUAUGGUUGUGUUGCAUUCUGCAUCGUCUUGUGCACAACUGUUACGUUGUGCUUCCUCUUCAUACCCAAAAUUAGACAAGUCAUCAAAGACCCUGAUGGCCACCUCUCCAAAAUUGCCAUGCGCUCUGCUUCAAACGCAAUUGAAUCCAACCAUGCACGGACACGUGUCGGCGACCUUGCUGCGGAGACAGAGAGUGCCAGUGUGAAAUCAAUGUAUCAAGAUAGCGUUUAUAGAGGGGACGUUGCCAAGGAACUUAAUCAGCUUCGUUCAUGUUUGCGAGAGAAAAACAAAGAGAUAAACAUGUUGAAGUCUUUGUUCAAUAUUCUCGACGACCGUUCCGAUUCACUGUACCCGAAAGUGUUAACCAUUGGAGACUAUACUGUGAAUAUACUUGGAAAGAAAAUGAACAAAGAAAAAGAAGGCGGUAACAGCAUUAACGGUGAUGAAAGAAGUGAUAUCAGUGACAAAGAACAUAUUAGUACCACACCCAAAUCGAAUAAAGCUAGUAGUGGGGAAAUUAAUUUGUCUUUUGUAAGCGAUAGUGGCAUAUACAUUGGUCAGACAGAUGACGAUGGUGAACAGUCACAAUCUACAAUAUUGUGA
Molecule: messenger RNA, 2769 nt
Organism: Saccoglossus kowalevskii
Lineage: Eukaryota; Metazoa; Hemichordata; Enteropneusta; Harrimaniidae
Product: gamma-aminobutyric acid type B receptor subunit 1-like
Source: RefSeq, a predicted model, not a curated record